This is a messenger RNA of Fonsecaea multimorphosa CBS 102226, 810 nucleotides long. RefSeq lists its product as uncharacterized. Bases 1 to 810 code for a protein of 269 amino acids. The record is from RefSeq and is a predicted model, not a curated record. Gene Ontology annotation, molecular function: oxidoreductase activity. Lineage: Eukaryota; Fungi; Ascomycota; Eurotiomycetes; Chaetothyriales; Herpotrichiellaceae. The transcript is spliced from 5 exons.
AUGGCCUUUCGCUCAGGACCCGUUGCUCCUGGCAUUGCAUUUGUCACUGGUGGUGCGCGUGGGUUGGGAAACGCCAUUGGUGUAUCGUUUGCAAAGGAGGGUGCCAAAGGCGUGUGCUUGGUUGACAUCCAGGACGAGGCGACAUUUGAGGAGGGCAAGAAGGCAGUUGAGAAAUACGGUGCUAAGGUGCUAUGCAUCCGCGCCGAUGUGACCAAGGAGGAGGAUGUCGAGCGAGCAGUCAACGAAGCAGUCAAAGAGUUCGGACGCAUUGACUAUGCAGCCAACUUCGCAGGCAUUAUCGGGCCCCUGACUGAGACUUGGGAUACUGACACGGACCAAUGGAGACGAGUGAUUGAAGUCAACACCGUCGGGGUCUGGCUUUGCAACAAGUAUGAGUUGAAGCAGAUGAUGAAGCAGGAUUCGGUUGAAGUCGAGGAAGGCCGGCCCCGUCAACGCGGCUCGAUUGUCAAUUGUGCCUCUGUCAAUUCUAUCCAAGCCGGGGCUGGUACAACGGGUUAUUCGGCGUCAAAACAUGCUGUAAUGGGAAUCACAAAAGCUGCCGCUCUCGAAGCCCGCCGGCACGACAUUCGCAUCAACGCAGUCUCGCCGGGCUUCCUCCUGACCAAACUCCUCGACCCCUUCAUGAAGCAAGGCAACGGCGAGCUUGCGGCCAAAUCGUGGGGGGAGUACGAGGCGCGACAGGGUCGUAAGGCCACAUUUGACGAGAUCGGCGACGUCGUGGUGCUCCUGAGCACGCCGCGCAUGAGUCUGGUCGUGGGCCAUAAUCUGGUCAUUGACGGGUAUGUAUAG